Molecule: messenger RNA, 1066 nt
Organism: Durio zibethinus
Lineage: Eukaryota; Viridiplantae; Streptophyta; Magnoliopsida; Malvales; Malvaceae
Source: RefSeq, a predicted model, not a curated record
UGCAUUCUUUUUUGGGGAAAAAAACUUUAAACAAACACUCUGAAAAUUGAAUUAUAUAUUAGUAUUUUAUUACUUUUCACACACGCGAUAUCGAAAAUGAUACCCAAUAUUCAUUAAUGUAUUAUUGCAAUAAAACUCCAAUGAAACAUGGUUUCUUUCCUUGUGUGGCCGUCUAUCUCACCCUUUAAAAUCGUCAUUUCUCUCUUCCUCUCUCGCAUAUGAAGCAAAAAAUAUGACAGCAAACAAGGAAGAGAUUGUAGCAAUAUCACAGCAAUCAAGCCUCUUAGAGUGUUCCAUGUGUGGAGAUUCUGGUCUAACUCAGGAGCUUUUUCAAUGCAAAGUUUGCCAAUUCAGAUCUCAACACAGCUACUGUAGCAAUCUGUAUCCAAAAGCGGGGUCUUAUAAAGUUUGUAAUUGGUGUUUGAAUCAAAAGGAGGAUUCAAGGGAGAAGUCUCAGAAUUCUUCUAAUUCUUCAGCAUCAUGUAAAGACAACAGCGAAGACGAUGCCAAGAACAAGAAAAAGGGUGACAAUAACCAUGGAAGAAACAACAAUAUAAAGCUUCAACUGAUCAAGAACCCCAUCAAGAAACCAAAGUCACCGGAGAAAUCCCCAAUUACGACGCGAAAAAGGAUCAUAACCAACGCUCGUUUAGAAGAAAAGCUUAGGAGGACAAGGUCUGAAGAGGUAUCAAAUAGUGGGCUCAUUACAAGGCAUGUGUUCAGAAACAAGGUAAGAAGAUACAAGCUUUUGGAUGAGGUUUCAAGUUAAAAUAAAAUACUCAAAUGCUUAUCUGAAAAUGAACCUUCAUAGAUGCUUAUGGUUUUGUUUCUCUUGUGAGGAAAUUUAUGGUCCCAAAAAAAAAAAAAGCUAGACAAAAAUGUAGUCGGGUUCAAUGAAUGAAACCCAAUUGAUCAGAUGAGGAAACUAGGGCUGUGCCAGAAAAGGGUUGGUUUAUUUACUACUAGUAGUACAUGUUUUAUUUUCCCUCGUUCCAAACACAUAAAAUCUGUGUAAUUUGGAAGAAAGUCUUGGAAUGAUAGAAAAUCCAUGGAUACCAAUUUUCCA